This is a messenger RNA of Lytechinus pictus (painted urchin), 18951 nucleotides long. Its product is annotated as microtubule-associated protein futsch-like. The transcript is spliced from 3 exons. NCBI's taxonomy places the organism in Eukaryota, Metazoa, Echinodermata, Echinoidea, Temnopleuroida, Toxopneustidae. The record is from RefSeq and is a predicted model, not a curated record. The coding region runs from base 592 to 18276 and encodes 5894 amino acids.
GAUUCAUUUUCCUUUCUUCGCAGCGAAGGGGUGUGGGUAAGGGCUCAAGAAAAUACAAUUAAACAGUAAAGAUUGGUUUCAUAUCGGCAACAGGAAAGGACAGUGAAGGGGAAAACUUGGAAGUGUAUGCAAACCAAAAUGCUCCGAAGGAAAGCAGCUUAUGAGGAUUGAAAAUAUUGUAUGCAGUGACGAUAUGCCAUCAUCGGAAUUAUUGAGCAUUUCAAGGUCUUAACACUAAUUUAGUCCAAAUCCUUCAUGCGAUACGUAUUUCAAAUGGACCUGAUGGAAUUGGAUCACAAGGAAGAUUAUGGAGCAUACUCAUCAUCACUGAAGUAAUUUUUAGAUCCUCUUUCAGAAUGCUGUCCCCGAAGACUACAAACAAGGCUGGAAGAAACAAUCCUUAGGACUCUGAAUAUUCUUGGUGGUACAGUCUUCUUGUAUUGGAUUAAGAAAACCAGUUCUUAGAAAAUGACAACGGAAGGUGAAAUUUCUAUGCACUUUGCCUAAGAGGUUCGAUGAAAUAGAAAGCUCAGAAGCAUUUAGUGAAACUCUCUUUUUUACCGACUGUAUUGCUCCUGACGCACCGCCACCAUGCCUCGCCCCAUGAGAAGGAAACGUCCUGUGGCACCCCAAAAUACACAGUCGUUCAUAAGACGAUCGAACUCUCCUCCGAGCCCCCCAGCGGUCUUUGCACGGCAAAUAGAGGGUCCAGUUGAGGUCAAAUCGCUCAGCUAUAAUGUCCAGAAGAAAAAGAAAAAGAAGAAGAAAAAAGAAGGCGUUGAUGAUUCUCAUGUAGAAAAUGAAAAGAUUGAGGAGGAGGAGGAAGACGAAGAAUGGUUAGCAGAGAAGAAAAGAAGGGAAGAAUCACUGAAGCAAUAUGAGGUUCUGACGCAGCAAAAGAAGCAAAGGAAGUUAGAAAAGAAAAGAAAGAAGGAGGAGGCGAUUAGACAGAGGGAAGAAGCUCUGAAACAAAAGGAAGAGAAGGAAAAGGCGGAAAAGGAAUGGCAGGAAAGGAAGGUCCUUCUGGAAAAGGAUCGUAUAGAACGAGGUCAGGUCAGUGAUGAAGAUGGUGAAGGAACAACUCGCCAACCUCGUGGAAGAGGCCGGGGAAUUGGGAGAGGACGUGGAAGAGGUCGUGGUCGAGGGAGGGGAAGGGGAAGAGGAAGGGGCCUGCCACCUCCAAGAACGAGAAAACAAGCUCCUCUUGCACCUGUUCGAGGAGGACGCCGACCAGGGGCCAUUGGUAAACAACCUACAAUGGAAGCCAUCAUUGAAGAACAAGAAGGUGACAGAGUUUCACGUCAAGCAUGGACAGAGGCUUCCAAGGAUCCUCAGUCGCUAGAAGCUGCUGAGGCCUCAACACUGAAAAGGUCCCUGUCUCAGAUUGAUGACAACGUAGAAUUGCAAGAGAAGGAUGAAGAACAACAAAAAGCCGAAACAGAUGCAGACGUGGUUAAGGAACCACCAUCAAAGAGUAAGAAGUUUGCCAAAGUGGCCGGCUUUGUAGCAAGAAUUCUUAAAGCUAAACAGAAAAAUAUUCCGAAAGAGGCUGCUGUGGAAAAAGAUGACGAAGAUAGUAAAAAAGAUAAUGGUCCAAGUCAGGCCUGGGCUGAAUCACCAUCUUCAGAUAUUCCUGAAUCCUUGGCCAGAAAGAGACGUUUUUCUAAAGUAGAUGAUGAAGGGGAACUUCAAGAUAUUGAAGAGGAUAAAGAUGACGAAAGAGAAAAAAUUGCAAAAGACGAAAACGAAAUUCAGCCAACUCAUCCCACAAAUUUAAAAUUUUCCACUGUGGCAAGCGUUGUUGCCAGACUAAAAAAGGCCCAAAAGGCAGCAUCAUCUGGAUCCGAAGAAACUGGAGACGCCAAAGAAGCGGCCACAGACCAAGAAAAUGUAACUUCUGAAGAUACAGUGUCAGAGAAGGAAGGCGAUGUCAAAGAAUCAGAACGUGCCAAAUCAAAACUCAGACGCCAAACUACAUUACACGACGGAAUAUCUGAAGAUCAUCAACUCACCCCUGUUGAAGAACCAGAAAAGAAGGGGAAAGGAUCACCAACUGAUGGAACAAAGUCUGUAGGAAGUGGUAAGAAGUCGCCUGAUGGGGAAAGAAGCGCCAAGUCUGUUGAAAGUGAAAAGGACAGAUCAGAAAGUCGUACAUCUGAUGAAAGGAGGGGUGAACCAAAAGACAAGGUAACCCCAGUGGACAGUGUCGGUGAGGAAAUAACAGAGACCUCAUUUAGAGAUGCAAAGUCGACUUCGGACAACAGCCUUGGAGAUCCAGAAAAGGGAGAUGCAGAUCAAGACCUUAUUGUGUCAUCCGCUAAAGAAAAGGAAAGUGUGACUGCACAUGCGAAGAUAAUGGUUGAUACACGUUCUACUCAAUGGACACCCCAUGAUUUCACUACACCCCCGAUUCCUCAUGAGUUAGAGGACAAAGAAGAAGUCGGCACAACACCAAGACCGGACGCAGGUCGUGAAUUACCAUCUUCACCAAAGUCAAGCGAUGGAAAGGUAGACGGUGAGCAGGGAGACGAUAAAGGGAGUGAGAAAGGGACCGGAACUCCAACUAAACCAGGGUCUGGUAACGACGAUGCUAGUUCGAAAGCAGAAAGUGAGCACAAAGUAACAAUUGACGAAACUGAAAAACAAAGCCACUCGACGCCAAAACCGAGUUCGCGAAUGGAUCGUAGUUCUUCGGAGGCUUCUAUAAAGCCCGAAAAUGAAGGUGAAGAAGAUAUUAAAAAGGAAGAAACAAAAGCAGAUGACAGUGAUACUGACGAUGCCUUUGAUAAAAGUACAUUUGACUUAACUCGGCCUCUCAACCCAAUACCACAUAUGAAGAAGGUAACUGUACCAAAAUUAGAUCCUAGACCUGACAAUCCAAUUCCUACUGAAAUACACCCCAAAUUGAUUAAUAUCGAGAUUGAUGAUGAGUACUAUUUAGCCGGUAGGUUACCAAAACGGUCUUGGAAGUUUGAAGAUGAUACAGACUACACAGAAAUGCAGUUGUUUGCUAGAAGAGAUCGGAUUGCGGAAGAACGAAAACUUGAGAAGUUUCGGAAAACAGAAAUGGGAUCUCUUCUUGAUCUGGUAUUGGAAGGAUCGAAAGUUCUUCCUCUCGAAGUGUUUGAGACUGAGAGGCACCACAGAGGUUUCGAAAAGAUACUGACUUCAUUGAUAAAAGAAGAGAGAAAACUUCGAACUCCCCCUAAGAAGGAGACUCAGUCUGAAACUGUCCCUACCACACCCGAGAACGUAGAUUAUACAAUAGGUAGAGAGCCUCAGGAAAUAGAUAACACAGAUGAAGAUUUCAAUAUCCCUUCUGAAGACCAGAUACCUACGAAAGAUGAACCUAGACCAGAAACGCCUUCAGAAAUAACAAUUACUCCAGUUUCAGGAAAAUAUGGAAAGUUACCAUCGGAAACGAAAUUUCCAAAACAUGUCGAUGAAAGUGACCAAACAAUAAUGGAAAAACAAGUACAAUCUUCUGCAGAUAGUGAAGUGUCUAGACUGUCAGAAAUAGAUAAUAAAAGGUCACCAGAAACCGAAAUUUCUGAAUGUUUAGAGGUGGGAAAGGAGGAUAAUAAAACCGAAGAAGACGUACCAUCCCCGUCGGAAAGUGGAGAAGGAAAGAAUUUAGUGAAAGAAGGAUCAACAUCGCCACAAACAGAAGCAGAGCGUGAGGAAACCAAGACGCAGAAAGGAAAAUUAUCUCCAUCGAGCAAAGAACCUAACCAGCUGUCAAAGACAGAUGUCAAGUCAGCAGAUAUGAAAUCAAUUCCAAUCAGCAAGUCGGAUAAAGAGGAAACGUCCCUCCGGGUAACUGUAUUACCCUCAAAUAUUCAAAGAAAACAUGCUUUGUCGCUGCUCGAGUCUGCACAGAUUGACAUGAUUGGUGUAUCGGAGAAAGAAUCAGAAUCAAAAUCGUCGGAUGGAGCGGAGGGAAACACUUUAGUGGGAGAAGCAGGAACAACUGUUGGUGAGGAAGAUUUAAUCACUCCAAGGAUUGACAAGCGAUCAACAACUUCUGGUAGCUUAGAGCUUGGAUCUGGAGCACCAACGCCGACAUUAGAAAAGGUCGAACCAAUUGAGGGUCAAAAGGAACAUGAGGAACGCAGUGUUGUUGAAACCACAAAGGGCAACAGAGAAGAAGGAACAGAUGUAAAAGAUUAUAAGAGCAAAGGCCAGUCUCCCAUGCUAUCGAGUAAGUUAAGUGACCGCGAAGACAAGGAGCAAGAAAAGGGAAACCAAAAGGAAACUCCAAGACAAAAAAGUGAAGAUGUUGCUAGACCGCUAUCAAUUAAUGAAAAAGAUAAGGAAAAGGUUUCCAAAAGCACCGAGUCAAAUGAGGAAGAAGAAGACAGCACCAAGCAGAGUUCAAGACCACCCUCUAAAUUAAGUGAUGGAAAGUCGGCACCGACGUCAAGGUCCCAGAGCAAGUUAAGUCAUGUCAGUGAUGAGAAGAUAAUACAAGAAACGGAUGUCGAGGAACUUCACCAUACCAAACACACAUCAAGACCAACUACAAAAUUAAGUGGUGGAAAGCAGGAACAGAUCUCCCGAGCCCAAAGCAAGUCAAGCCAUGACAGUGAUGAGAAGAGAGUACAAGAAACAGAUGUCGAGGAACUUCACCAUACGAAACACACAUCAAGACCAACUACAAAAUUAAGUGGUGGAAAGCAGGAACAGAUCUCCCGAGCCCAAAGCAAGUCAAGCCAUGACAGUGAUGAGAAGAGAGUACAAGAAACAGAUGUCGAGGAACUUCACCAUACGAAACACACAUCAAGACCAACUACAAAAUUAAGUGGUGGAAAGCAGGAACAGAUCUCCCGAGCCCAAAGCAAGUCAAGCCAUGACAGUGUUGAGAGAGAUGGAAAGACGGAGCAGAUCUCUAGAGCCCAAAGUAAGUUAAGUCAUGUCAGUAGUGUUGAAGAAGGAGACAGCACCAAGCAUAGCUCAAGAUCACCCACUAUAUUAAGUGAUGGAAAGGGUGUACAGAUCUCUAUAGCCCAAAGCAAGUUAAGUCAUGUCAGUGAUGAGAAGAUAGUACAAGAAACGGAUGUCGAGGAGCUUCACAAUACGAAACACACAUCAAGACCAACUACAAAAUUAAGUGGUGGAAAGCAGGAACAUAUCUCUAGAGCCCAAAGUCAGUCAAGUCAUGUCAGUGGUGUCGAAGAAAGUGAUAGCACCAAGCAGAGUUCAAGACCACCUACUAAAUCAAGUGAUGGAAAACAGGGACGGGUGACUAGAGCCAAAAGUCAGUCAAGUCAUGUAAGUGGUGUCGAAGGAGACAGCACCAAGCAUAGCUCAAGACCAUCCACUAAACUAAGUGAUGGAAAGACGGAACAGAUCUCUAGAGCCCAAAGAAAGUUAAGCCAUGUGAGUGGUGUCGAAGAAAGUGACAGCACCAAGCAGAGUUCAAGACCACCUACUAAAUUAAGUGAUGGAAACUCCGAACAGAUCUCCAGAACACAAAGUAAGUCAAGCCAUAUCAGUGUAGAGAAAACAGUAAAAGAGACAAAUGUCAAAGAAGUGGACCAUACGAAACAUACAUCAAGACCACCUACUAAAUUGAGUGAUGGAAAGGAAGAACAAGAAAAGCUUGAUGCGAAUGAUGAAGACAUCAAUCUGGAAACCUCAAAAACACCGACAGAAGUAUCUGAUGAAACUGAAGCCUCUACCAUCAACAUGAAUGAAGAUUUUUACUACCCCUGGUUGUAUGCAACAAAAAUUGAAGUUAAAGAGGUCACCUCUUCAACUAAGAGUGUAGAUAGCAGGACCAGAGGUAAAUCACCCGGGUCAAAAAUAGAGGACACAACCGAGAAAAUCGGAGAUGAGUCACGUGAUACGAAAGACCCAAUUGAAGAUGCGCCAUCUUCAUCGCCUCAUAUCGGAGAUAAGGAAGAUAAAGAACCAUCAGCUAUCCACGAAGAAGAUAUCAAAGAUGAAUCUCCGGCAGAAAAUGCCCUCCAAUCCGAAACACUAGACAAAGGUAGAGAAGUAACAUCUUCUAAACUAAUCACUAAAACCAUUAUAGACAGGGAAGAACCCGCUCUCGAAGAGAGUCGGAUGUCCGAGAAAUUGAGUUCGAAAACACCAACUAAAAGGAUACAUUCAGGAAGAAGUACACUAUCCGGGGACAACGAUGAGAAGAGCCAGCCAAGAACUUCAUUGGCUGUAAAAAGUGUAGUUUCACAAGGAAGCAUUAGUUCUAUAGAAAAAGAAGCUAAAAGAAGUCCAGAAGUCAAGGCAGUCACAUCGCUAACGGAACCUCUUUUGACUGAGCAUAAAACGGAAGAAUCUGAUAUCAAUGUGGCAAGUAAGCAAACACUUCCCCAUACCAAAGACGAAGCUGAAAAAGACACCGAAGUGUCAGCGGAUGUCAGUGCAGAAAGCGUACAAGAAAAUAAAAAGGAAGAUCAAACAAAUGUGGCAAGCUCUUCCCAUAAAGAACCACCGAAAGAAAUAACAUCAGAGGAACAUAGGGAGGAGCACCAGAAAGAUGAAUCUUUAACUCACGAUAGAGCAGAUACAGGAAAAUCUAAAACCGAUCGUCCAGAAUCUAAAACGGCAGGUAUGGCUAUUGGUGUUUUGGUUGCCGAUUUACGUCCUGGAAGUCAGCAAGGGAAAAUCACCGAUGAUACCGCUGUAAAAUUGGAAAACAAGCUUCGAGACGGAAAUGACAAAAUAGAACAUGCAGUUGCAUCCAAAGAGCCGGAAGGUGAUGAAGCGAAACACUCGCUCCCUCCUGGAAGGGGACGCGGAAGAGGUCGAGGGCGCGGAAGAGGGCGUGGCCGAGGAAGGGGGCGUGGUAGGUUAAAUGAUGGGGCAGAAAUGAAGCCGCAAGAAGGAGAACAGGUUAAUCAACGUGGUAGGGGACGUGGACGAAGAGCACGAGGGCGUCACAGAGGGCGUGGUCGCGGUAGGGGUCAAAUAGGAGACGAUGUUUUACAACAUCGUCUCAGAGUUGAUAUCCCACCGACAAAAGUUAAGUUGGAUGAACAACGCAAUACAACUGAUAUUCCAGUUGUGGAAACGAUUGAGGAAAAGGGGCCUGGAAUACAAAAACAGGGAACUUCCGAGGAAAGUUACAAAGCAGAUGAUUUAGAUGUGAAAGCAAGUAAAGUGUCGGCGAAAUCUGAGAAUAUAGAUAGAGAAAAGUCAAAGGUCAGUGUCGAUGGAGACAGGAAUGAAAAUCAAGAUAAAGUUAGAUCAGCUGGUGCACCUGACGGGAAAGAGGAGGAUGAGGUCAAUGUUCGAAGACCAGAAAAAGACGAAACCCCAAAAGAAGAUGUGGGAGCAAGUGAUAAAGACAAAAUAGAAAGCACAGAGACGAACAAUAUUAUUGAAACAGGAGAUAAAUACGAAACCACCUCCAAACGUUCACAGAAACAAGGACCUUCACCAAAGAGAAAAGAGAAAUCGGCCACCGAGAAAUCAAUAUCUUUGAUGGAUGCACGAUCUAAGAAAGAUGGUACCUCGACAUCGGGCAGUGUUAAAUCAGAAGCAAUGGUCAUUUCAGUGAAAGAGAAAGGGUCCACUAAAUCCAUUGACGUUUUACGUGAGGACAGUGUUGUCAAAGAUCCAAAAUCCCAUGCUACAAAGCGUUUAGAGAAUGCAGAGGUUUUUUCUGUGAAAACAACUUUAGCGCUGGAAGAAGAGGUAGAUACUUUGCAAAAGAGGAGGAAAAGCGACUCUGAUAUUGUAAGGACAUUGCAUCCAUCAGUACAAAAACCCCGUUCAGUAAAGUCAGAGGGACAUGAGGUUACUCAGGCCAGAAAAUCGUCCAAAGACAUAAUCACAGCAAGCAAGAAAGAAAAUGCAAUAUAUUCUGCUAUUAAUCAGAAAGCGGAUGGACAAGAAAUUCCGGGGGAACCUCACGCUGCUGACAGUCCAGGCUCAACAAUAAAAGAGGGUCGUGAAACUACAAAACUCGACUCCGACAAAGAAAGCGUAGAUACUUUGCCGAAAAGGACCCAAAGCCUGCCUGAUUAUUCGAAAACACUGCAUUCUUCAGCUCAUAAACCUCGUUCAGCGAAAUCAGAAGGACAUGCGGUUUCUCAUGUUACAGAACCACCAACCGAUGUAAUGACAGAAACAAAGGAACGACUACCCAUAAUUUCGACAGAUUUAGAAAGUACAAAACAGUCUAAUGCUGAUGUAAAUAAUGGAGAAACAUCAGAAUCAACGAUAAAAGACGCGCGUGCCGCUGAAAAGCUUGAUUCCGGGAAAGAAAGGGUAGAAACUUUGCCCCAAAGAACACAAAGCCUCCCUGAUUAUUCAAGAGCAUUACCAUCUUCAGCCCAUAAACCUCGUUCAGUGAAAUCUGAGGGGCAUGCGGUUACUCAGGUCUUAGAACCACCCAUCGACGUAACGAAAGACAUAAAGAAGCGGCUAACCAUAGUUUCAACAGAUUUAGAAAGUACAAAACAGUAUAAUGCUGAUGUAAACUUUGCAGAAACAUUAGAAUCAACCAUAAAAGACGAACAUGUAACGACAAAGCUUGAUUCCGGGAUAGAAAGUGAAGAUACUUUGCCGAAAAGGACUCAAAGCCUGCCUGAUUAUUCGAGAACCUUACAAGAUUCAGCUCAUAAACCUCGUUUAUUAAAAUCGGAAGGGCAUGAGGUUGCUCAUGACAUACGGAAGUCCAAAGAAUUAAAAGACGGUAUAGAUGGUUCUAGGGAAAAGAGAGUUCAAACUCCUUUGCCUUCUGAUGCCAGUAUACACCCAGGGCCUAUUUCAAAGAAAGACGAUACAUCAUCAAGAAAGAGCUCAGCAAUACAAGUCUCAGAAAAGAAAGUUAUUCGGGACCUACCUGUCGAGAAUGCUACAAAAAGGAGAAAACGUAGAAAAGAGGGACGCAAGAAAAAGAAAACUGUUGUAAGUGAUAAAUCAGGUACUCAAGAAAGUUCCUUACCGCUAAGCCAUCCCGAUAAGGAUACCGAAGACACAUCCCUAGACGACUUGAAUUCAUCUCAAAUGAAGCAAUCGAGGCAAAGCGACAGUAGUGGACAAACUGCAAAGGAUAUUGGAAGGAUAAAGAAAAAUCUAUCAAAAAUCUUGGAAAGAUCGAAACAGCUGCAGAAACUUCAUAUUGACAAUCACAAAGCAAAACAAGAGGAAGACACAAAGGAUGUACCGUCUCAAAAGACAGAGGAACAGAAGACAAAGGGCAAAGCAUCUAGAAUUGCCAUUCCUAGAAAACAGAAGGAAAUUGCUUUUGGAAGCUUGACUACAAGCCUUCUUGCGAAAAGACAAAAGAAAAUUGAAGGAAAGGAAAAGGUCAUACCAAUAGAGACUACGUCGGAAAGAACGGUCAGCUCUGACUCGGUUCCAGAAGAUUUAGGGAUUUCAUUGAAUCUUGCCAGAAUCAAAGAAAGAUCAAAGCAACUUCAAAACUUUGAUAAAACUAAUACGGUUACUACAGAUAUUGACAUCGACGAUCAAUCUUCCGAGACUUCUGUAUAUCACAAGGAAAAUUUAUUUGAAAGCCCAAUCGAGUCGGCCGAGUCAACGAAAUCAAAGAUUCUUAAACCUUGGACUUGGUUUAGUCCUGGAGUCACUCCGACUGCAUUUGAAAAAGUGAACAGUUAUCUUACGGAUGGCUUCGGUGCUAGAGGACACUCACCGGAAGAUGACUUGCUUGGGCCAAUAAGUGAGUCUGACUCUUCUAUUAAAGAUACAGAAAUGAAAUCUGAUGAUAUAUCAGAUGAUGGUAUCGCCCAUGAAACAGACGAUGUAUCCGAGCUGCCGCCUAAACCUCGAAAAUUUCUAAAGAAUUUAUCGAAAAUAAUCGAAAGAUCGAAACAACUCCGAAAGCUGAAGAAGGAAGGUGCCAACCCCGCCCAACCGUCUGAGAAAACAGGGAAGUUGCUUGGAAGUAUUCCCGUUGGUUCUGUCCCCUUGAUAAAAGGGGAAAGUGAUGCGGACCAAGAUAAACAAAGUACAAAGGGACGUGAAGGAAAGGCGUCCACAAUAACCCAAAGUGCCUUUCCAGGAACGAUUAAUGAUGGUCAAUCUUAUUUUGCAUCAACUGUUGAUAUUUCAAUCAAAAUCCCAAGCGAUGGAGAAAGUGAGGAGGAUUCUAAAGCAGGAUUUGGAGACCAUUCUACAUUUUCGGAAUAUUCGUAUACAGGCACUUUAUUAGAGAAAUCAACCGUAAAGUCCCAGAAAUCAUCAAUCCUUCACGCUACUAAUAAUAAAUCUGGAACAUCCAGACUCAAGUCUACAGAAUCGAAAAAUGGUAGAAGAACGGAAUCCACUGGUCAUGAUUCGAGAAGUACCCAUAAAACAUCGUCCCCCCUUUCGGAGGUACAGACUUUCUCAGAAUCAAAAAGUGAGAUAGAUAAGAACAUAAGUUUAAAUGAUGUGAACAUCAUUAGCAAGGUAUUCACUAAAAAACAAAUACUCCAAUCAACUAACAGGCCCGUGCGCAAUAAAGAAGAAUUAGAAAGAACGACCGGAUCAGGGGAAGUUUCGAAACAACAAGACGGAGUUGAUAGCCAAACCUCAGAAUUUUAUAAUGGGAAACAUUCGAAAAAUCGUAGUAAUUCAUCGGUAAGUCCCCAUACUCAAGCAUCAGCGGAGGGUGGAGACAAUAGUGGCAGUAGCAUGGACCCAUCACCACAAGUUUUCAAAAGGAAAAUGCAGCCAAGUACUAGUAGAACUAAAGGGGUCAUGCAAUCAUCCAGAAAGGUAUCGUCUAACCAAUCUGUUCGGCAGCAGGGCGAAAUUAGUGAUGAUCUCCAAUCAAACCUCAGUGUUGACUCUUCACGGAAGACAGUAGGUACCGGAAGGAUUUAUAAAGACUUGGAAAAUAUGUGGAACAAAUAUGGUAAUAUUCAAAAUGAAAAGAAACUACGAAGACGGAGUUCUAGAGAUUCAGAGUCAGACGUUGAAACUCCACAUGAUAAAAAAUAUUUGGCAAGAAAAGAAACUAACACUUCUAACCUUUCAGAGAAAUCAACAAAGGAUGAAAAGUUAACACGACAUGCAGAAAAGGAAAAUGAAAUCAAAGCUUCUAUUUGCUCUUCAAUAGAUGGAAAUUCUUCAUUAAUUGCUGAAUCAUUAAGAAAGUCCGCAGAUCAAAUAGAUAUUGGAGCAAAAAGUAUUGAGAGUAACGAAGGUUCUUCUGCAAGGUCCCAAUCACGGAAAGAUAUUUCUCGGUCGGGGACACAAACAAAAGAAAUUGUAGAUGGUAAUACAGCAAAUUCUGGACUGCGAUCUGCUGACACACAACUAUCAACGGAUGUUGAUCACCGUACAUCUGUAAAAAUUGAUAAAACACCAAUAACAGCUGGAUCGAAGCGCUCGCUUGGCUCUACGGAAAACGCUGGGAAAAUGUCAAGCAGAUCUUCGAAAAUGGACAUUAUUCAGAACCCCGGCCAUUCCUUAGUCCUUCAAACUGACACAGAAACACGGCAAGAGUCAAAAUCUGCAACUUCAAAAAGGGUCAUUGGUGAUGAUAGGUCAACAAUUGUAACUUCUGCGGAUGACUCAUCCCAAGUAAGGGCCGGCUCAGAAGAACAAGUUUCUGAUUCAAAGAAAAUAAAAUCUCCUGUGGUACUAGAACAUGGAAAUUCUAGUCAACAAACAGUCGGAGAUGAACAGAAAUUUGUAUCUCCUAUCAGUGGUAGAAGGAAGGCAUCAACAGCUUCAGCUGUAUCUGUUACAGAAGAAAGGCCGAUUCUUACAGAAAAUAGUGCAUGGACUGUACCAUCAAAAUCAUCAAGCCCAGGCGGAAGAUCCGGUAUUCCAACUGUUAAUGACAACGGUGAAGUAAGAGAAAGCAUAAAAAGCAGUUCCAAGACUGAUUUUGGUGAUUCUAGUCAAAUGUCAGUGAAGUCAGUAAUUCAUUCAAAGAGUCAGCUAAGUCAAGUGCAAGGACCUCGGAAGGGGUCAGGUGAGAAGUCUAGACAAAACUCUUCCACAAAUGUUGAUCGUUCUAAGAGCAAGGAUACAUGGCGAAAAGAUUUUUCACAUGAAAUUAAAACCGAAUUGGCUCCAGAUCAAAAUCAUUUUCCUGCAAGCAAUAGAAGUACUUCAUCUGCUGAUAUCCUAUCCAUCCACUCAUCAAGCUCUAAAAGAUCAAGAAAAGCCCCAAGCUCACUUGCUAAAAAGUCUUCUUCGAAGUCGCAAAUCCCGGAUAACACUUCUCUGCCAGAGACACAAGCCAAACAUAUAUUGGCUGACGAUACAGCCAGCUACAAACAGCUAGGUACACAGCAAUCAAACGUUGUUGACAAAAGUUCAUCUGACAGCAUCAAUACGACACCAAUAGCAGCUGCAUCGAGAUCAUCUAGGUCAAGUAAAAGAUCCGGUAUUACAGCUCUUCCUGACAACACAGAACUAAGGCAAAGCAUACAAAGCAUACCCUUGACGGAACGUGAAGAUCAGAGUCAAAUGUCAACGAAGCUAAGUCAAGUGCAUGGAUCUUCAAAGGGGUCAGUUGAGAAAUCUAGGCAGAACUCUUCCACUCAUGUUGAUCGCUCUCAAAACAAGGAUACACGGCAAACAGUUUUCUCAAAUGAUAUUGAAAUCGAAGCCAUUCGUGAUCAAAAUCGUUCUCCUACAAGCAAAGGUAGUGUUACUUCAUCUGCUGAUAGUAUACCCAUCCAGUCAUCAAACUCUCAAAGAUCAGGAAAAACUCUAAGCUCACUGGCUAAGAAGCAGUUAGACGCUCAUAUCCUGUCUGCAGAUUCGGCUGGCAUAAGCGACGUAGAAGGUGCGGAUAUUCAUGCAGAAGAUUUUACCAAGGUUGUCCAACCUGGUAUGACUAGUCCUCGAAUUGGUGAUAUCACAUUUCCGGAUAGCAGAAAAAGCUCACCAGCAUACAACCAUAAUCGGACGAGUGCUUCGAACAUAUCUGGGAAGAACUCUGAAAACAUACACGAUCGUCCUGCAACAAACCAAGUAAAAAGCCCUGUACCGCUGCCUGCUGUAAGGUCCGCAACAGUCAUUGGACCCACUGUUGAUAAUGAACCUAUCCGGAAUGCUCUUACAAGUCACGUAAGACACCAAAGCCUUCCUGAUUUUUCACGUGAUAACUAUGUACCAAUGUCACUGGGGAAGGAACCUUCGUCCGAGAGACGAAGUGUUAAAGUAACUGGUCCUUCAAAACAGUCUACUGUUUCGGGAAAUAAUGAGGGCAGGAUUUUUGAAAAUCACAAUCUGGACGAUUAUACUAUUACACACACCCACAAUUCUUCUCUUUCGCCAAAUGCGAGAAAUAAAACUCGGAACAGCGAUAGUAUAGCCGAAUAUAACCAAACCAAAGGCCCUAAAUUCUCACAAGCAUUGUCGUCGCCAUCAGAAAACCAUCUUGAUCUCCUCGGAGAAUAUGAACCAAAUCCAGUGCAUUCUUGGAUUCUACAAAUAGGAGAAAAUGACCCAAAGAAUGCCAAAGACACAACGCGACUUUCCACGGGUCAUUCUCCAUCCCCUGUCUCGGCUAUUUCCAUAGAGAGUGAUUCGCCCUUAAAAAUCAACCAGCUUGAUGAUAAUCAGUCAAGAGAAAGUUAUGAGAUACGGAAACCCCCUGGAAUGGCAAAUCCUCAUAACAGAGAUAGCAAAUCAAAUGACCAAAGCUCGCCAGAUGUCUCCAGCGCUUAUCGGAAUAUUGUCAAUCACAACCCUUCACCUUCUUUUGCCAGAUCCACACCAAGUCAGGAUGCAUUCAUACCAACAAGAUCAAAGUCACCUGCAUACAGUCAUCAUAUUCCUCAAGAUGCAGAUACUCUCGGUCAAGCUUCACCAGGUCUCUCUGAUGUUUAUAAAAACAUCCUUAAUCGCAGCCCUUCUCCUUCGUUUAGAAGUGCACCUCCUUCUGAAGGCGUUCUCAGUCUUGGUGGUCCGAUUUCAGCUUCUGCCAAAGAAAAUGAUCCAGUUAUCGAAAAUGAUUUUCCUUCUAGGGACUCGUCACCUACUAUCUACAGCUUGUCUUCUCUCGACAUCAAAUCACCACGCCCACCAACAGGACCGAAACAUCCUUUGUCGAGAAAGUCAGCCAGAGUUGUCAGAUCUAUUGACGGUGAUGACCGCGUAUCUCCCUCGUUAGGCUCUUCAUGUGAUAAAAUACAACAGGGAAUACGAAAGGAUAGUGCAAGUGCCAAGUCAUCACCCCAAGUUUCGAAACCUUCGUCAACAAAUUUGCAAGAAACUGUUAAUGCACUUAUGACACCAAUAGAAUCACCUAACAAUAUCAGAAGCAUUCAAUCGGGAAGUUCUAAGAAAUUUUUCUCGUCGUCGGGCAAGAUUGAUAAAUCUCGAGUUUCACUGGAAAGGAUUGAGGCACCAUUAAAUAAUUCAAAAAUUUUGCUCAAAUCUAAGGGCACUGGAAGUCCAUCAGAACUAAGCAGUGUACCCGUCGGAGGAAAGAAGCAGCCAUCUAGUGAGUCAUUGCGACAACAUAGCAUAAGUAAAAGUCCUAGCCAAUCAGAACGCACCACAGGUGGAAGCCUACUAAACGGAUCUGAAAGUAAUAGAGAUACUCCUAAACAAAAUGGACAAAUAUACCAGGAAUUAGAGGAUAUGUGGAAAACUUAUGAGCAACUGAGAGACAGUAAGCAGCAUUUUCAAGACGAGGAUGUCAUUCAUCAUCCAGAAGAUUUCGAGAAUAGAGUGGAUGGAUCAGUGACAUCAGUAGAUCCUCAGUUUAGACCGCUAUCCAAAGGGAGUCAUGAUCGGGGAGCUUCUAAGCUAGAUAUAUCUAAUGAUUUGGCAAACCAAUCACCCGGUAGAAGUAAAGUUAGGACACGUCUUUCAUACACAUCUGAGAUAAAAUCUACAAUUUCUGCUGAAACUCCAGUACAAACAUCUACUCUGGAAGAACAGCAACAACAAAAUGUUCCAUCACUGGAGAAGACACUGUCUGAGCUGAAUAUGAUAUCAGAUAGAAAUAAUCUUAUCUCUUCUGAUUUCAAUGUAAAUUCCGGCCAAAAUUUCAAACCUCCUGGAUCUAUAAUAAAGACACCAACUCUUCAGCAAAGCUCAGCACUGCUUGUUGAGACAGCACUUGAUUCUACAAAUCAAACCAGAAACAGACAUGAAGUAACUUCCAAAUCAUCUUCCGUAAAAGAUCAAAGAGAAGCAGUAUCGCUAAAGGAAGCUACAAGCAGUGUCCGCAUAUCUCCCUCGAACAUCGAAUACCCAAGAUCUGUAAUAAAAUCAUCUGCCAAAACUCUAGAUUCUUCAGUGCCUUCACCAAAUGACCUGCCUUUGAGUGAAACGUCAAAGAGAUACGUUAUUGCUUCCAGAAGUCCCACCUUGAAAUCUCACUCAUCAGCAAGCGAUAUCAAGGCUUACAAAGAAGACGACAAAGACAGUGCAAGAUCUAUCACAAAGACUGAAAUAUCAAAAUCUUCAGCAUUAGUGACUGCAGUAGAUUAUCCUCCAACAGAACAUGGAAAUAUGUAUAUACAUGAUACUCCUUUGACUCAAAAGUCAAAGAGAGACGAUGUCCCUUCUCAAUAUUCUGAGAAGUCUCAAGCAAAAACAAAGGCGCCUUCAUCAAGCACUCCUACGAAUCAUCAUAGUCCCACAAUCAACUCUCAAUCAAAGACUGAAUCCUUUCAGAAUCAAGGAUCUGCCAAAGUUCAAGGCAUUCUGUCUACAAGCCCUGUUGUAAGAUCAAAAUCAAAGGUUGAAUCUCCUCAAUCUCGUGCGAAGUCGGAAGCCAAAAGCCAAGUAUCUUUAUUUUCUAAGGAAACAUCAAAAGAAUCUUACUUGGAACAAAACACAAACAGAGAUGAUGCUUCCACAAUGUCAUUUGCACAAUCUCAAGCGGGGUCGUCAUCAUCAGAGAAAGUUUCUACUCCUACAGGACACCAGAAAGACAUACCCAGAUAUUCCAAAGUGAAAUCUCACCUGAUGACCAAAUCUGCUCAAUCUGUUUUGAAGCCAGAAAGUAAUAGUCCAAACUCAGAACCUCAUACCAAUACACUAAACGAUCAAACAAGGAAGAGACAAGAUGUCUUUUCAAAAGUGUCUAUUGUGAAAGAUCAAGAGAAAACAGUUACAAGGAGCCCCAAUGAAAUUUCUGAAGUAAUGAAAGGAUCCAGUGCGAGAUCGCGAACAAAGUCAGUUUCAUCGGAGGUCCUUACACAGACUCCUGAAACAGAACAUGGAAGUGUUUCUAACAGUUCGGUAAAAUUCCACCUAAAGGAUGUAUCUGCAAGAUCUGUUUCGGGGUCAGCAGUCCAAAGUCCGGAUUCCAUGUUGUCCAGCGGUACAGAAAAGCACCACCCCUCGAGUAAAACGACAAAGAGACCAGGCAAUGGAUCCUCAAUUUCCAUUUUGGAAGAUAAUGAACAAGCAGUAUCACUAUCACAUGUUUCAAAGACUCCUAUACAAGAACAUGAUUGUUCAGCGCUGGGAAAGGAGACAAAGGUUUCACAGUCAAACAAUCAUUCAGUAACACCAGAUGUUAAUGCCAGGAUAGAAUCUCAGAUGAGUAUUCCAGUUCCAGUGGCUACACCUUCAAACGAUUCUGAAACUGAAGGCAUCGACCAUCCAUUGACACCGUCUAUUUCAGAAAUUAGUCAAUCGUCGAAGAAAUUAGACAUUGCUUCCAAAAGGUCCAGUGGGAAUCCUGAGACCAGAGCCAAAUCACUUGUGGCAACUGUGAUGAAGACCCCGGGGCAAAGUGAACGAUAUACAACGCCACUUAAUACUCCUAGUACUGCUCAACUCAGUCAAACAUCAAGCAAACAGGACGGUGCUUCCAGAAGUCAUAGGGAAUUGUCGCAGGAAAAAGCAGUUUCGACCCCAUCUGGGACAUCUACAAGAGCUGAUAAACUUGAAUCUUCAAUUCAGAAGGAUGCACCAAUUGCCUUACAACUUAGCAAUACACCAAAUAGUAUACAUUCCCCUACAGGUAGUUCUGUAAGAAACCCAAAGGAGACAAGGUCGCAAGGAUCUUUGCCGAGGACCACAAAUGAUAAAAAGCGCCCACUGCUUCCAGAGAAUGCAGAGGUUGAUUCAAGGUUAGAUCUUUCGUCAAAUACUCAUAUCUCCUCUCGCAAUAGUUCAUCAAACUCGCAGAAAAUAAAUGAAUCCCCGAAAUCAGAUUCGAAGAUAAGCCAUCUACUUCAAAGUGGGGCUAAACAGAACAAUCUGUCAAAUCCGAGCAUAGCUUCCAGGAGUUCAUCUAAGGCAAGGAAAGAAUCACCCGUAUCGAAAACGAAAAGUCUAGUCGAGUCCCCACUCCUUCCAGAGAAUGCACAAAUUAAUUCAAGGUCGAGUUCAUCGUCAUAUACACAAAUCGCCUCUCGCAAGAGUUCGUUAAAAUUGCAAAAAAUACCUGGAUCCUCAGAUUCGAAGAGAGAACAUCUAAGUCGAGGGUCGACAUUACUAAGUGAGAAUACUCAGAAAAGGCAAUUAAACACAAGCAGUACUUCGAGAAGUUCUUCGAAGGCAAAGGAAGAAUUUCCUCCGUCGACAACUAAAACUCCCGUUGAUUCCUUACUAGUCUCAGAUAAACCAAAUGUUCAUUUACGAUCGAGUCAAUCGUCAUAUACUCAAAUCUUCUCUCGCAAGAAAUCGCAGCAAAUAUCGCAAUCUCCUAAAUCAGUGUCGGAUAGAGGGCAUCGAGAUCAUGCUUCUUCAAUGCACAGUGGGUCCCAUCGGAACAUUCAAUCAAAUACAUCCAUUACCUCCAGAAGUUCAUCUAAGGCAAAGAAAGGAUCACCCCUAUUGAAAACAAAACCCCCCGUUGAUUCGCCAUCGGAUCUUCAACAAAGUGAAACAUUGAUCAGUGACUAUAAGCAACAGUCAACGACUCUAUCUUCUCCAAUUGCAGGGACGCCAUUUAAGGGCAACAGUCCUCCCAUUGAAGUGAAAACAACAAAUGAUGCACAGCUGAGUGAAACUAAAACGGAAAUGGCCGUUGCAUCCAGAAAGUCCACAGCGAAAUCUUACGCUAAAACUGUUUCACCUAUAUCGUUAACUCACGCACCUGACAUGUCUGUUGUGGACAAGGAAUCCGUAUCAUCAAGUAAGGCACUGUCUGAAUCACGUUCAAGCCAUUGCAAUGGAAAUGAAGUCACUUCUAGAAUUUCUCAUACACCUCACGUACCAUCUGUAAAGAAUAUUCCACUUCAAAGUAAAGAAUCUCCUGUUCGAACACCAGGUACUUCCCAAUCAAAUAAAACUCAAAAAAGGCAAAGCAUAUCCCCAAGUUCUCUAAAAUCAAGAAAAACGCCUGUUGAAAACGGAGAUUCCCCGUUGCCGAAUAGGUCAACAGUAAGUUCACAGCUGAGCAAAUCAUUGGGUAUAUAAGAGAUACAUACCAAAUAUUCGCUUAAAGGAAAGAUAAGGAAGGUAUCGUUCACUCCCCCAACCAUCUAUCUCCGUCUAUAGUGAACAUAACUUUCAUUACUUUUAUAUGUAUGCAUGUGCAUGUAGUUUGACAUUUUUUUCCUCAGACAUGAUAAAUGUUAUACAAUACGUCGUUUGUUAAAGUAUAUAUUACCAGCUGAAAAAAAAAAAUCUUACUCAUCACUGAGGGCGGCCAACCAAUUAAGCUUGAUGCACGCUUCAACAAAACAACGAUACAGACCUAAUAUAUUUUUUAAUAUAACGCAUCAUAAAUGAUUUUAUAAUGAGCCAUCAUUGAUUUAAAUAUUAUAUCUUAUCUCUUGUAUUAGUUGAAAUUAGUCAACAUUUAAAGAUAUUGUAUUAAAAUUUUGAUUCUUGCCAAUACAGAUUUAAUCAUACCGUCUUUACUUUUUCUGUCCUUAGGUAAUGGAAAAGAUGGAUUCUCUUUUUUUCCAUUCUCAGUGAACAUAAUCGUAAGAGUCGAUUUCGAUUCAGUGUCAUAUCUAAAAAAUCUAAAAAAGUUUAAUGGUUUCUUACAUUCACACGGGGAAGCAAGGAAUUAAAAUACCUUCUCUUAUUUGUUUUUAGUUUUUCAUUGAUAUGCUUCUCCUGUAAAUAAUAAAUUAGUAUGUGAAA